GGUGGUGGCGGCGGGCGCGGGACCCGAGGAAUGAACAGGGGACUGGGCGCCCGCGGCCGCGACCCCACUUCGCCCCCGCCAGUCCGGGCCGCGCCCCCCGCAGCCACCGCACCGCAGUCCCCGCCGCCGCCUGGCGCUCCGUGCCCGCCCCCCGAGGCCGGCGGCUACUCCCAUCUGCUGCUGCUGCUGCUGUUGCAGUGAGCGCCGCCCGGCGCCCGCCAUUGUCCCGGCGCUCCGCCAGCUGCGCCCAGCCGCGGACCUGGUGGCGGGGUGGCGGGGACGCAUAGGUGUCCGCCGCUGAUGCCGCCGCCGCCGCGCCGCCCUCCGAGGCUGCGUUCCAGGAAGCGCGGCCCUCCGAGCUCCCCAGCCCGGCCCGGCCCCCGGGACUGGAGCGCGCCCCGAUGGAGGCGCCCGGGCUGGCCAAGGCGGCCGCGGCGGACCCCGAGUCCCAGGGGGCCGUGGAGGACGCCCCCGACGGGGCUUCCGCGCUCUGCCCCAGCCCCGAGGCGCCCUCUCCGGAGCCGCCCGCCUACCGCCUGCAGGAUUUCCACACGCUGGCCACCGUGGGCACAGGGACGUUCGGGCGGGUGCACCUGGUGAAGGAGAAGACCACAGAGCAGUUCUUCGCACUGAAGGUGAUGAGCAUCCCCGAUGUUAUCCGCUUGAAACAGGAGCAGCACGUCCAUAACGAGAAGUCGGUCCUGAAGGAAGUCAGCCACCCAUUCCUGGUCAGGCUGUUUUGGACCUGUCAUGACGAGCAGUUCCUUUAUAUGCUGAUGGAGUUUGUGCCAGGCGGCGAACUGUUCAGCUACCUGAGGAACAGGGGCCGUUUUGCCGCAGCCACCGGGCUCUUCUACUCAGCGGAGAUCAUCUGUGCCAUCGAGUACCUGCACUCCAAGGAGAUUGUCUACAGGGACUUGAAGCCGGAAAACAUACUGCUGGAUAGGGACGGUCACAUCAAGCUCACAGACUUUGGGUUCGCCAAGAAACUGGUGGACAGGACGUGGACCCUCUGCGGAACCCCCGAGUACCUGGCACCCGAGGUCAUCCAGAGUAAGGGCCACGGACGGGCGGUGGACUGGUGGGCCCUUGGCAUCCUGAUAUUUGAGAUGCUCUCGGGCUUCCCUCCAUUUUUUGAUGACAACCCAUUCGGCAUCUAUCAGAAAAUCCUUGCAGGCAAAAUCGAUUUCCCCAGGCAUCUGGAUUUCAGCGCCAAAGACCUCAUUAAGAAACUGCUGGUUGUGGACAGGACAAAGCGUCUGGGAAACAUGAAGAACGGCGCUAAUGAUGUGAAGCGACACCGUUGGUUCCGCUGCGUGGACUGGGAUGCCGUCCCACAGAGAAAACUCAAGCCUCCCAUCGUGCCCAAGAUAUCCAGUGAUGGCGACACAUCCAACUUCGAAACUUACCCCGAGAAUGAGUGGGACGCUGCCCCUCCUGUGCCAGAGAAAGACUUAGAGAUCUUCAAGAAUUUCUGAGGAAAGGAACUCUCCCUGGAAGAAUCAGGAAGAUGAGAGUCAGCUCAGGAUGAAGAACUUCACCUGUGCAGACGGGAAGAAAUGUCGCUUGAUGUGAUAAAAACAUUCCCUCGUUCAUAUACACACCCGUCGUCCGUAUGUGUCUAAAAAUCACUGGAGAAGGUGUUUGAAGUUCAUGGACCUGGCAUUAUUUUAGCAACUGGAAAAUCUAUUGCACUGCUGGACGUUCUACUGUUUGCUUGUAGAUUUUUAUCUUCUCUUUUAGUGUGCGUUUUCCUACUGCAAUUUCUCAGUUUUUUUUUUUUCCAUAGACUGAACUUUUUAAGUUUGGGCUAGACUUGUGUGGUUAUAAUCACAAAACCUGUGUGUGAGCAUGAGAUUGUGUGUGUGUCCAUCAAGAAGCAAAUAUCACAGAGGCACAGAAAUUGUGCAGUGAUGUAAAUGUUCCUCCUUUGCAGAGUCUGUGUUUUUUUUAAUGUUUCAAUUUUUUUUUUUCCUCCAAAAAUCUGUUCUAUGGGGGACAAAAUCUAAAAGGUGUGUUGUAUGCAUUUUUUUUGUUGUUUUGUUUUUAUCAUCUCCUACGCAUGUUACAGUUGGGAGGAAGAAGAUGUCGUUUGGAGAUCUCCAUGUAAUAUCUUUAAUGUUUCCUACCUGGUAACUUGAGACCUUGAAAGAAGAGAGAAAGGGAAGAAGUGAUGGGAGCGAUUUUAUUCCGUGAAUUGCCAGGAGAAUUGAAGUUGUUCAAGGAAUGUACUAUACCCAAGAAAUCUUCUGUGUUACAUUCAAAAAUUUCAUUUUGUGCAGGGUAAUGACUAACUGGUUGAAGUCCUGUUGAGCAAAACCAUGUCCUAAAGCUCACCAAUAACUUAUUUAUUUUAUAUUUUAUUUAUUUUUAUUUUUUUGGCAGAGUCUUGCUCUGUCACCCCAGGAAAGUGCAGAGAUAUCAUCAUGGUUCACAGCAACCUCAAAUUUGGGGGCUCCAGAGAUCCUCCUGUCUCAGCUUCCCAAGUAGCUGAGACUACAGGUGCCCACCACCACACUCAGCUAAAUUUUAUAUUUUAUUUUUUUGGAGAGUCAGGGUCUUACUAUAUUGCUUAGGCUGGUCUCUAUCUUCUGGCCUCAAGUAAUCCAAUUGCUUUAGCCUCCUGACUAUCUGGGACUGCAGGCACAUGCCACCACGCCCGAUGAAUUUUUCUAGUUUUCUGUUUUAUCCUACCUUGCUCUGGCUCCCCUUGGAACUCCUGGCCUCAAGUGCAUCCUCCCACCUCGGCCCCCCAGAGUGCUGGGUUUACACAUGUGAGUCAGUGCUCCGAACCAACAAAUAACAUUUCAUAUUGGCCCAGCGCCAAAGGACAACAUUUGUGCAAAGAUUUUCUUCUGCCUUUAGUUUUAGAGAGAGCAUAAAAAAAUGAACAAUCUCUGUGAUGUGAACAUGUAGCAGAGUCAAAACGACCCUCAGUUACUUCUGACCUGUUUCAUUUCUCCUUGGAAAUGUUCUAAAUUUACAUCCAUCCAAUACUCUUCUUGAAAAUCUUCUUGCUUGUGCUGAAUAAUGAGUGGGUGAGAUUUUUUUUCUUGGGAGUUGAUUGGGAGAAUCCCCUGAGGAACAUCCUCCAAAUGUCCCCUCAUCCUUGCCAAGGAGGGUUUGAGUUAAUGAAAGCCUGAUUGUUACUUUGCCAGGAUGCAUUUCUUGCUAAAUGUAGAUCUUUGCUGCAAUGCAUCUUAAACACGGAUUAUUACAGGGUCCUCCCCGGGGGUCUGGAUUGCACAUAACUUUUGCCUUGCCUUUCUGGUUCUAAACAUGUCUGUGAAAAUUGAAAUAGGCUGCACUUUCUCUGUCUACUGUGACUCAGCUCAAACAUGGCCCUGCUGACAUCUGUUGGAUAUCUCCUCACGGCCCCCGACCCUGCAGAAUAGCAACACGUCAAAGGAAAUGCACCUGCCUGCCAGAUUUGGCCAGAGUUCACCCUCAAAAAAGAAGGCAGUGAAUGGCUUUGUGCAUUUGAAGGCAGAGUGAAAACAACUUGCAUCUUUAAAAGGUUUAAAAAAGAGAGGAGCAAAGCACCUGUCUUCCUCCCCUUAUCAUAAGUGACCUUUUCUUCAUGUAGCAUUCAGCUUAGUAGGCGACAGUGGUUAGAAGGAGCAGGUGGUGAGCCGUGCAAGUGUUUCUGCAGAACUGUAUUUUCCCUGCACACGUCUCCACCACCGUGCUGUUUGCAUUAAAAGUUAUUGACCAAAACUGGCUACAAACACAGCAUCUGAUUUCGGAAAUGUUUCAUUGUUUGAAUGUUUGAAGGUAAAAUUGUGUACCAAUAUACACAGCUGCAAAGAAAAAACAUAAGCCUCACACCCUCUGACAAUAAAAAUAAAUUAUUUUUGAGCCUUCUGCUUAAAAGGAAAUAAGUAAAUGAAACACCUUGUUUGAAUAUAAUAAAAAAAUUGUACAUAGACGCGCUAGUCCAUAUGACUACUUUUAGCUUUUGUUUUUAUUAUCCAGGAUUUAAUAUUGAGAUGAAACAUUAACAUCAAGAAAGCUUGUAAUGCAUUGCCUUAAUUUAGAAGACGUGUGUAGGGAAAUCAAACGUGUGAAAGCCUUGAUUCGCUUGUCCUUUGUGGACAAAAUCAUCAGCCUCCAGGCAUGCAAAACAAAUGAAAAAUGAAAUGGAACUCCAAGGAAACAUAAUGGAGUUAAUCCCACUUUCCACCAUCAUGAACAUUGCACUAUCUCAGGUGUCAGAGGCGACAUGUUAACUGUCCAGAAUGCAACCAUAAAUUCAACGGCGUGAUGUUAUAUGUAAAGACUAGUUUAAUCAACAUGAAUCAUUAACCUGGAACCAUCACUGUGAUGUCGCUUAAAAAUACUUAGCCUUGAUGGGUAGCCUGAAAUUUUCAUAGCAGUGGUCAAAAGCAAUGACCAGGUGGGAUGUUGGGGUUGGGGGGAAAUUACAAAAUUUGAAUUUGAAAAAGAAAUUGUAGAUUUAUCUUGUUUUAUGCAACUUUCUGAGUUGGCAAUACUUUCUGAAAUUGGAAAUACUAUAGAAGAAAUAUCUUUAGGAAAUGCCUAUAGCACAAGAAGAAGAGGGGUAUUCCAAAUGGGGAAUGUCUCCAGCCUGCUUCCAUAGGAAUUGAUCGACCCAGAAAGGAAAUAAAAUCACAACUGGUGAUUGUAUAGGAUUUCUAAGCACAGAUUUGCAUUAGUUCAUUGUUAAUUCCUUCAUGAUAUAAAUGUGCAGAAAUUCUGCAGAGCAUAACCAUCUUCAUGGCUGUGAGUGUGUGUGUCUCCUUGAAGGUGGGUGGGUGUGUUUUCACCAAUUGUAACAUCUCCAUCAAGUUUGCUCUUUAUCCCCUGGGCCAUAUGGCCCAUAAGUCAAGAUUUUUUUUUUCUUUUUUUUUUUGGCCGGGGACAGGUUUGAACCUGCCACCUCCAGCAUAUGGGACCGGCGCCCUACUCCUUGAGGCACAGGCGCCACCCAUAAGUCAAGAUUUUUGCUGUUGCUAGUAAGAACCCCCAGCAUGAGAGUGGGAUUGUGCAAUGCACACCUUGAAAGUUCUGGAAGACCACAUGCUUCAUCCAUGUUCAGGGAUCACCUGCAUGUGUCAGUAAAUUUCUACCACUGUGCUCUCUUUCAUUCUGUCCAUCAAUACUUGAAGAGUAAAUCAUAUUAAAUCCCUACGCGUUAAAAAAAAAUCACCAGUCGAGCGUAAACAGUUGAAUGGAUGGAUUGGCAUGCAUUUGACAUCCCUAUGUUUGACCCACGUUACCUCAAGGGUUUGGGACCACUUUAACUGUGAAACUGUGGCUUAAUACUGUUAAAAAAAGACACCCCACAAAGCAAUGUCUGUGGGUUCUUAUCCCCUUACACUGCACAAACGUCACACAGGCAUGUCAAAAUCGUUGCUGACGUGACUGGGUUAGCCCUGUGGGAGAUCACAACUGGUUGGGUUUUAUUAUUCCCAGCCUCUUUUGUGUUGGCAUCGCCUUAGCACAAUCCCCGGAGCCCUAGUUGCUCCAGCUGUAGACAUUUGAACUGUGAUGAUCUUCUUCUCCCCCUGUUGAAUACACCCAGCGUACAUUCUGUAUGCUUUCAACGAGUCUUAGGCACUGUUUUUUUUUCCUUGUGGCUGACAGAGGCCAAGAAGGGCCUCUCUGUAGUCCAAGGUGAGCAGUCAUGUUUCCCUCAACAGAAACAAGAAGAGCAAAGAACAGGUGUCUCGAUGCAUUUGAAUAUCUCCUGCAGCAUGAGUGCCUGUGAGUGUGUCUGUCUCCUGGAAGGUGGAUGGGUGUGUUUUCACCGAUUGUAACAUUUCCAUCGCGUUUGCUUUUUGUCCCCCGGCCUUGACUCCUACCAAACAGACCUUCCUCAACAAAAGGGGGAAGGGCUUUGAAUGGUUUUCUAUAAUGCUGAGAAGUUCCUUUUGAGCCUUGAUUUUUAUCUUCUGCACUGUGCAAGUCUGUUCGUUAAGUAAAAGUUAUUUGUUGUGUGUUUCCUUGUCCUGUGAGAUUGGUUUCCAGCUCUGCACAAUGGGCUUUUAUUUUUUUUUCUUAGUGCCUAGGCGCUUCUGGGGCCCACGGGACUGCAGCGUGCGCGGUGGGGAGUGCCUUGGUGGGUCUUGUCAUCGGGGAAAGCCGGAUGCAGAAGCCUUUUUCUAACCCUGUCCAUUUGUUGCACAAUGGAGAUCACUGUGAUCUGUACAUAUAUAUAUAUCCUAGGAAAAUUUUACUGCUGUCUAAUUUAUGUAAUAAUACUAUUGAUUCCAGGUUUGUUUAAUAAAACUUUGUAUCUUUUAAGAA
Nycticebus coucang (slow loris) is the source of this 6270-nucleotide messenger RNA. It is a transcript of the gene PRKX, whose product is annotated as protein kinase cAMP-dependent X-linked catalytic subunit. The transcript has 9 exons. NCBI's taxonomy places the organism in Eukaryota, Metazoa, Chordata, Mammalia, Primates, Lorisidae. Gene Ontology annotation, biological process: protein phosphorylation. Gene Ontology annotation, molecular function: ATP binding; protein serine/threonine kinase activity. The coding region runs from base 402 to 1478 and encodes 358 amino acids. The record is from RefSeq and is a predicted model, not a curated record.